AUGACCACGGUGACCGCGGGCGGCAAUCGAUUGUGCCGGACAGCGGGCCGAGCGCGAACAAAGAACCGAGAGGGACCCGGGGGCGCGCGCGGUAUCCUUAAUUUCGGACAGCUUUCACCGCACACACGUACGUGGCCGGCCGAUACCGCCGCCGUCGCCGCUGUCGCUGCCACCGCCGUCUAUACGUGCGGCGAACAGCCGGCGGCGGUGCGGGUGGAUUUUGUCCACGGCGUCGGCGGGCAAAAGAGCCACGGGCGUCGCACUUUAAUGUCCGUGCGUGCGUGCGUGCGUGCGUGCGUGCGUUGGAAAUACGCGCUGGUAGAUUGGAAAAAGGGGACGCCGCCACCGCCGCCGGAAAGUGACGGGGUGCGGUAUGGUAUGGAGAGGGGUAGUGGUGGCCGGUGGUUUUUGAAAUAUAUAGAUAAAAGGGUGGAGGCGAGUUCGGCGGUGGCGGCGGCUGGCUAG
Macrosiphum euphorbiae (potato aphid) is the source of this 465-nucleotide messenger RNA. Lineage: Eukaryota; Metazoa; Arthropoda; Insecta; Hemiptera; Aphididae. The record is from the annotation of a GenBank genome assembly.